This is a messenger RNA of Heterocephalus glaber (naked mole-rat), 5074 nucleotides long. The record is from RefSeq and is a predicted model, not a curated record. Lineage: Eukaryota; Metazoa; Chordata; Mammalia; Rodentia; Bathyergidae.
UGUUUUGGCCAAGGAAAUGUGAGAAGUGAAGUGUUUUGCUUCCACUUUAAGAACCAGUAUAUAAUUUGCCAAGAUCCCUUUCUGCUGCCAUGGCAACAGGCAACAUACUAGAUAAUAGAGGUUCCACCAGCUGAGGACCAUGUAAAGCAGAGCCUCAGAUGACUCAUAAAGGAUACAUAGCAUGAGUGAAAAAUGAAUCUUCAUAUCCUUGAGGGAUUUGGGAGUUGUUUGUUACUGCAACAUCACCUAGUCUAUCCCUCCUGAUUUACACCAAAGCUCACAAAAUGCUAAAGCUUAAAGGAGAACUGAGAGCUUCCAAGGGACUGAAAGGUGAGGUGGGUGAGAGAGACAGAGAAGUGGAAAGCCUGAACAGUAAGCUCCUGAGCCUACAACUUGACAUCAAGAAUCUGCAUGAUGUCUGUAAAAGGCAAGGGAAGACUUUGCAGGAGAACCAGCUUUGUGUGGAGGAGGCCAUGAUGAACAGCAGCCAUAACAGGAAGCAGGCACAGACAUUAGUAAUUGAGGAGUCCCAGAUUGAUUUUGGGUCUGCUAAAGAGUGUCAUCUGAGACAACUUCAGCAACUGAAGAAAAAACUGCUGGCCCUUCAGCAAGAACUGGAGUUUCGCACAGAUGAGUUGCAGACUUCCUACUGUUCUCUCCUGCAGUAUCAGUCCAUCCUGGAGAAGCAGACUUUUGACCUGGUUCUUCUUCACCAUCACUGCAAGCUGAAAGAAGAUGAGGUGAUUCUCUAUGAAGAGGAAAUGGGAAAUCAUAAUGAGAACACAGGAGAGAAGCUUCAUUUGGCACAAGAGCAGCUUGCCUUGGCUGGGGACAAGAUUGUCUCCCUAGAAAGAAGCUUAAACCUCUACAGGAAUAAAUAUCAUACUUCCCUAAGCAACAUUGAGUUACUGGAGUGCCAAGUGAAGAUGUUAGAAGGGGAGCUCAGCGGGCUCAUCAGUCAGGAACCAGAGAACACGGGUGAUCACCCAAAAGUUCAUAUAUACACUUCUUCCUGCAUGAUUCAAGAGCAUCAGGAGACCCUGAAACAACGCUCUGAAGUCUGGCAAAAGGUCUCUGAACAGGAUGAUCUAAUCCAGGAGCUUCGAAAUAAGCUAGCCUGCAGUAAUGCUUUGGUUCUGGAGCGUGAAAAGGCUUUGAUAAAAUUACAAGCAGAUUUUGCUUCCUAUACAGCCACUCACAGACAUCCUCCUAGCUCCUCAGAAGACUGUGAAGACAUAAAAACGAUCCUGAAGCACCUGCAGGAGGAGAAGGACAGCCAGUGCCUGCAUGUGGAGGAGUACCAGAACCUCGUGAAGGACCUGCGCAUGGAACUGGAAGCCGUGUCGGAGCAGAAGAAAAACAUCAUGAAGGACAUGAUGAAGCUCGAGCUGGAAUUGCAUGGGCUGAGGGGGGAGACAUCUGCCCACAUCGAGAGGAAGGAUAAGGAAACCACCAUCCUGCUACACCAGCUGCAGGAGCUGCAGUUGCAGUUUUCAGAGACCCAGAAGCUUGCUUUGAAGAAAGACAAGUUGCUCCAAGAGAAGGAUAAAAUGCUGCAUGAGCUAGAGAAGAAGCUGAGCCACAUUCAGAACUAUUUCAGGAAGAAGGAGAUGGAGCUGGAGAGCCAGCAGUGUAUAACGAAGGAACUCGAAAUGACCAGGAAAGAGGCAAACAAGGACGAGAGCAAAGUGGAGUGCGAAGCCCUAAAGGCUGAUGUCCAGAAGCUGACAGACAGUCUGGAAGAGGCCAAGCAGCAGCAGAGGCUGGCAGCUCAACAAGCAGCACAAUAUAAGGAAAAGACCAGGCUGGCAGAGCAGAACCUGGACGGUGUUGAGAAGAAACUUCAGAGCUGCAUUUAUGAGGACAAGCAGAAGGCAAACACCAUCCAAGAGCAGCAAAGAGAGCUGCAGAAGCUGCAGAAGGAGUCCUUGCUGGCUGAAGAGGAACUGUCACAUAACAGGAAACGGGUAGAAGAGCUAACCUCAGAAGUUGCUGAGAUUCUAAAGAAGUUGGAAAAUGCAGACAAGGAAAGGAGAAAGCUUCAGAAGACAGUGGCUGAGGACGAAGUAAAAAUAAAUGAAUUACAAGAUCAGGCCAGACACUUUCAGCACCAGCACAAGGACCUAUUAUCUGCCAAAAGCAAGCUAGAAGAUGACAUUCAGGAGGUAAGGAAGUUACUGGAGGAGAAAAAAGAGCAGCUGAAAAAGAGCAAAGAACAGGAGAAGCUGCUGGAGGAAGAACUUGAGGUUGUUCGACAGGAAGAAAAAAAGAAGGACAAAAUGUUAAAAGAGAAGCUGAGAAAGCUAGAAGAGGAAAACGAGAAUCUCCGAGAAGAGUUGGUGCAUUAUUCUACACAACUGGAAGCCUCUAUCAGCAAAUACAAUGCCACCCAGCAAGUCAUUCAAGAAUUGAACAUACAGAUAACCCACCAGAAGGUAUCCAUAAUGAGUCUGAAGACCCAGCUAGAGCAGGCCGUGAAAAAAGAGAACCAUUAUCUCCAGACCAUGGUCACUAAAGAAGUCUAUGAAGACUUAUCCCGGAAGUCAGCUGCCUGCCAAGAUGACCUGACACAAGCCCUGGAGAAGCUCAAUCAUGCAACCUCAGAAACCAAGAGCCUGCAGCGAAACUUGUUACAGACCCAAGAGAGGAAAACUCAGCUGGAAGAUGAAAUUCUUGCUUAUGAGGAGAGAAUGAAAAAGCUCAAUGUGGAAUUAAAAAAACUGCAAGGCUUCCACCAGGAGAGUGAGAUAGAGGUGCAUGCCUUUGACAAAAAGCUAGAGGAGAUGAGCAACCAGGUGAUGCAGUGGCAGAAGCAGCACCAGAAUGACCUCAAGAUGCUGGCAGCGAAAGAGACUCAGCUCAGGGAGUUCCAGGAGGAAAUGGCCACCCUGAAAGAGAACCUCCUUGCAGAUGAGAAGGAGCCCUGCUGCCUGCCUCCUCGAUCUGUGCCCAAAGACCCCUGUAGGCUCCACCGAGACAACGAUCAGAUUAUGUGCAACAUGGAACAGUGGGCAAAAGAGCAAAAGAUCACCAAUGAGAAACUAGGAAACAAGCUCCGUGAACAGGUCAAAUACAUCGCUAAGCUGACUGGUGAAAAGGACCACCUCCAUAAUGUAAUGGUCCAUCUGCAACAGGAAAACAAGAAGCUGAAGACUGAGAUAGAAGAAAAGAAAAUGAAAGCCGAGAACACAAGGCUGUGCAGAGCCCUAGGCCCGAGCAAACUGGAGCCCACACAAAGAGGGAAAGUGUGUGGUGCAUUGGGCUGGAGGGGGACAGCCCAGGACACGGGCUGGAGAAUGGGCAUCACCAAGUAUGUUGGGAUGCCCCAGUGCUCAGGUACAUCUGCCAUGUCUUUUGUUACGGUGAUGUUCCCCUUUUUAGUCCCAUGUGCCAAAACAACAGUGUGAUAUUAUUUUUUCAAAGAUCACUAGAUGGAGAAUUCACAGAAGAAAACAGGUCAGUCGUGAUCUCAAGUCAUUUGUUUAGCUACCCUGGACCAAUGAUAAUUGGUCUCUGUAGAGGAAAGAAGCAAAUUAAAGCCCAUUCUGAUGUAAGACUGUUGAUGAUGCCCUGGUACCUCAUAUCUCAGACCCAUCCCCUCCCCUGACCCAAUAUUUUUUGAGAAGUGUGGGCAAAGAGAAAACAGGCAUCAUCCUCCAGUUUUGAAAGCCCCGCAAGAGCAUCCCAUCCCCACCCAGCCUGGUCCACAGCUACUUUUCCUGCCACUUCUAAACAAAAUGUUACACAAGAGGGAAGAAGUCACCCCGCAGCAGAGCUGCCUGGCCAUGAGGCCAGUCCUUGAGGAAUCACAUCAUUAAUUUCUCCUCAAACCAAAACUCUCACUUCCUCCCUGUUCCUCAGGUUCCUCCUAUUGCUAGAAUCAGCAUCUUUUCCCUGAGCAUCAUUUCUGUCUGAGUUUUCAAAGGACCAUGAGUUCCCAUUGUUCUUGAUUUGGAUCAGCUCUUCCGGGAAUAUAUCAAGGUCCCAGCCGAUUUUGCAAGAUGCUAACAUUUUACUAAGUUUCAUCCACUUCAUGCAAGGGAAGGAGCAAGCCUUGAAACCAUACUUCCACCUCCAGGCCCAAACUCUACAAUAAAGACAUGAGCACAGCAGUUGUCAGAGUGCUUGGUUCUUGCAGACAUCUCUGCCCCACCAGCCCUCAGGAACACCGUUGUCUCUUUUUUCUCCAGAUUCUAAGAUACUGGUCCAAAGCAAGCUUCUGAAUUAUCUGAAUUCAUUUUUAAACCAACAAAGUUAACUCCUUUUAUUUGUUCCAUCUCUUAAAUAGAAAAAAAAAAAUCUACAAACCCUUUUUCCAAGAAAGAAUGUAAUCCUGAGACCCAACUGAAAGCAAAAGAAAUAAGGGAUAUAUUUUCCAAGGAAGAGAGCAAGAGGAAGCCAUCUGCUUCCUCCCUGGCUGCCAUAUUACGUUCCUCUUUUUAAUAAUUUCAUUUUUCUCCCCAGCCACCUCAAUACAAGUAAAAUUCCAUUAUAACAAACUCUAAGGACAGGUAAACUAUUUUAUUGUGGUAGGAUUUUGUUUAACUGAGUACAUGUCUAGAAUUUGUAUUUCUAGUCUGUAGGAAAUGGAAACAAAUAGCUACUAGGGUAAAGAAUGAAAAAGCUUGCAUUUCUGAGGAGGCAGGAAAAGCGAAGGAAGAAACCUAAGCUUGACAAUGAUUCUUAAAUAUUCCUUCCUCCAUCCCCAGCCAAAUAAACACCAAGAAAAUUCACCACUAAUAGUCGCUUGUUUCAUAGAAUGACCCUUCCAGGACUUGGAAAGGGCAAGUUCAGAAGUGUGAGGUAGGGUGAUGAGCAUCUCUGGUAGUUUCUGUCUCAAUGUGGUUGUCUGUUUAUGUGCUUUUGACUGUCUCAUUUGGUUUAGACUGGAAAACUUGGUACUGUUGAAAUUGCUGCGUAGUCCUAGGCAUGGAUCAUUUAUUCAAACAAAAAUUCAAAGUCAUUAAAAUCCCAUCUGGUCUACUAAAAAGGUACUUUAUCUCUUUAAGUUCCAAAAAGUUUCAUGUAUGUUGGCUAAAAUUACAACCCUUGGGGAUUUUGAAUGUACUUUUUU